Pseudophryne corroboree (corroboree frog) is the source of this 870-nucleotide messenger RNA. RefSeq names its product glycine N-acyltransferase-like protein 1. NCBI's taxonomy places the organism in Eukaryota, Metazoa, Chordata, Amphibia, Anura, Myobatrachidae. Bases 1 to 870 code for a protein of 289 amino acids. Gene Ontology annotation, cellular component: mitochondrion. The transcript is spliced from 5 exons. The record is from RefSeq and is a predicted model, not a curated record. Gene Ontology annotation, molecular function: glycine N-acyltransferase activity.
AUGCUUCUACUGACCGGCGUCUCCAAGCUGGCCACUCUACAGAGAGCGCUGACCCGCAGUUUUCCUGAGUCACUGCAGGUAUGUGGAGCUGUGUACAAUAUGAUCCACAAAAACCCUUUCAGGCUACAAGUACUUGUGGACCGAUGGCCGGACUUCACUUCUGUCGUAUGUCGCCCCCCACUGGAGGAAAUGAUGGAACCUUUGGAUUCUUACAAUGAUGUUUAUUUUAUGUUCAGUAAACACUCACAAAGUCUAUCCCAGAUGCUGCAGGAUCCCCGUAUAAUAAAUUGGAACAAGGCUUUAAAUAUAGAAGUGUGCCAGCCAGCACUAUGGGACAUGCUGCACACAAUUGGUUCCAAGCAUGGAAAACAGAUGCAGACACUCCGUUUCCUCCUAUACAUGAGAGACGGGAUGGACAGUGAGGAACUGGAGCAGAUCAGCAAUGUAAGUACAGGUGAUCUGAUGUAUACGUCACUGUCACUGCAGGAUGCAGCCCUUGUUAAUGAUAAGUGGAAAUACGGCAAGAAUGAGCGCAGUCUGAAAUAUGUCAAACGCUGCAUUGAGAACUGCCCUACUGUCUGUGUCCGGAAAAAAGGAUUGGAGCAGCCGAUCGCCUGGUCAGUGACUAACAGCUCUGCAGAGAUAGGUCUCGGGUAUACAGACCCAGCCUACAGGAAUCUGGGGAUUGCACGUACAAUGAUAUUGAAACUCGGUGCUGCCAAUUACAAAAGAGGAGCACCUAUCUAUGCAGCUGCUAGUGCAGAUAAUAAGUCAAGUCAGGCUAUGAUGAAACAUGCUAAAUACAAACUCAGUGGUGAAAUAUUAGUUAUAACUAGCUUCCAGCAUAAAAGUGUAUCUGACAAUUACUAA